GUUCAGAGAAAUGUAGUGCUGCGAAGUCGGCUGAAUGGUGUUGUUGCGACACCCCAGCAGCAGCUGCGCACGUGCAACGCAUAUCCAUAUGAAGCCGCAAUUGACAUCUUUCGGGGGAAGGAGAAGCUGACAACAGACAAGCAGCUUCCAUACAGACAGUGCCGCGACUUUGAUGUGUCUCUGAAGGAGAAUGACAAGUUGGACUUCAAGAUCGGCAAUGUUACCACCGGCACAUUUUCUGUGUCGGAGCUGCCUCAGUCAAAUGCUCUUCUUCUGCUGGUGAUUUAUCGUCACGAUGUUGAAAGCACCGCGGUGUCUUUCGAGUCUCACAUGUUCAUGGCAGACGAGCCGAACCCGCAGGUUGCCGUGAUCGACACAUUUCUGGGCACGACGGCAUUCAGGCCGAUCAUCUAUUCCGGCAACCUCUCGGAGACACUUCGAUUCGGCAGAGUCAUCUCUUUGUCCCCGGGGGACUAUGCCAUUCACCUCCAAAACGACGCCAACGCGACCCAGGAUGUGGUCCCCGUCCGAGCACGAAAAGGUGACAAGUAUGUUGUGCUUCGCUCCGGCAUCCAGGCCCAGCGCGGGCCCAGUUUCCAGCAGGACGGAAUGCAAAAUGCCUUUGCCUUGGCAGAGUCUCCCUCCCGGCACUGCAAAAAGGGCAAGCAACGAGCUGCAGUAGACGAAAUGAAUUUUUCAACUCAUUGGAACACCUAA
Messenger RNA from Symbiodinium necroappetens, 717 nucleotides. NCBI's taxonomy places the organism in Eukaryota, Dinophyceae, Suessiales, Symbiodiniaceae. The record is from the annotation of a GenBank genome assembly.